Molecule: messenger RNA, 2247 nt
Organism: Mesorhabditis belari
Lineage: Eukaryota; Metazoa; Nematoda; Chromadorea; Rhabditida; Rhabditidae
Source: the annotation of a GenBank genome assembly
AUGACGAGCAACGUUGCGUUGAACUUGGAUAACUUCCCGCAUCCAACCUCUUUGAUUUCUCGUGACACUACAACAGCCGAAAUGUACAUUGAUUCUUCAGAAGAUUCUGCACUCACCGAUCGACUCCUCAAAUGUUUCCCUUGUACUUUCGACAAGUCCACCUCUCAAGGAAUGGAGCAUGAGGACAUCAUCGAUCCGAAUGCCCCCGGUGAAGCAAACUCGGAAAAUCUUGUUUUCACGCCGCUAGGUUCUGGUCAAGAAGUGGGACGCUCUUGUCAUUUGCUUCAGUACAAAGGGAAACAAGUCUUGCUCGAUUGUGGAAUUCAUCCGGGAAUGAGUGGAGUGGAUGCUCUCCCUUUUGUCGAUGCUGUAGAUCUGGAGAAAGUUGACGUAUUAUUGAUUACACAUUUCCAUCUUGACCAUUGCGGGGCACUUCCAUGGUUACUGACGCGGACAAACUUCAAGGGAAAAGUCUACAUGACAUAUGCGACGAAGAGCAUUUUCCGAUUGAUGAUUUCUGAUUAUAUAAAGGUAGCAAAAUUUUCCGGUGGCUCAGAUGGUCGAACUCUUUUUACCGAGGAAGAUUUAGAUCGCAGUUUUGAAAGAAUUGAGGCUAUUGACUUCAAAGUACAAGUUGACUUGGGCGGUUUGAAGUUUUCAGCAUAUGUUGCUGGGCACGUUCUUGGAGCAUGCAUGUUUUUGAUCGAAAUCGGAGGCUCCAACUUUUUGUAUACGGGCGACUUCUCACGACUGGAAGAUCGACAUUUAUGUUCAGCAGAAAUCCCACCUAUCCGACCUGAUGUUGUGAUAUCGGAAUCAACUUACGGAAUGCAACAACAUGAGGCACGAGAUUCUCGUGAGAAAAGAUUCACUUCCAUGGUGCAUGAUAUUGUCAAUCGGGGUGGUCGCUGUUUGAUUCCAGCUUUUGCGUUGGGCCGAGCUCAAGAAUUGCUUCUCAUCCUUGAUGAGUACUGGUCGAAAAACGAGGACCUCCAGGAAAUUCCGAUUUAUUAUGCUUCCGCGUUGGCGCAAAAGUGCAUGGACGUGUAUCAAACUUUUGUCACGAGUAUGAACAAACGAAUUCAACAGCAAAUCGGAGUCAACAAUCCUUUCAAGUUCAAACAUAUUUCUUAUUUAAAGGGAAUCGAGCAAUUUGAAGACACUGGACCUUGUGUUGUUCUUGCGUCACCAGGAAUGCUUCAGAAUGGACUUAGCCGAGAAUUGUUCGAAGCAUGGUGUACCGAUAGCAAGAACGGGUGUAUCAUUGCAGGUUAUUGUGUUGAAGGAACCUUGGCAAAACAUAUUUUGUCAGACCCUGAAGAGAUUAUCGCGUUGAAUGGACAAAGAUUGCCCCGGAGACUUGAGGUUGGGUACAUUUCUUUCUCGGCGCAUGCUGAUUACGAGCAAACGAGUGAUUUCAUUAAACAAAUGCGUCCGUCACACUUGAUUUUGGUACAUGGAGAAAUGCACGAAAUGAGUCGUCUCAAAGCCGGUAUUCAGAGGCAAUUCGAGGAGGAAAAUAUACCAAUUCAAGUCCACAAUCCCCGAAACACUGAACGAUUAGAAAUCGAUUUCAAGCGUGCGAGACGGGCGAAAAUUAUUGGAAAAUUGGCGAAUGAUGCUGAGGACGGCAAACUGAUUGGCGGCGUUAUUGUUGAACGCGAUUUUGAGUACAAAAUCAUGGAUCCAUCCGAUCUUAUGGAAUUUUCUUCGAUUCCUGUUUCAAAGCUCGUCCAUCGACUAUCAAUACCGUAUAAUGGGACGUCUGCGUUGCUGGUUUAUAAUCUUCGUCAAAUUACAAACGAUAUUAUUAUUAUGGAAGAGCAAAUCGAUAGCAAGGAGGGGAGACAUCAAUCGUUUGCUGCAUUUAAGGGGGAAAUCAAAUUGCAAUGGGUUUUGGAUAAAAACAUGAUCAUCGUCUCAUGGAAUGGAGGAGUGAUCAACGAUAUGUAUGCAGAUGCUUUGUCGGCUGCGAUUAUGCAUGCACAGAUCAACCCGAUUCCAGACAAAAAAAUUCCUUCUCUUGCUCAUUUGCCUACGAAACAAGAGUCAAUUUUGGCAGCCAUACGCGAGGUAUGUGGUGAUUCUGCUGUCAUAACAAUCGGCGAUGGGUUAAUGAAAAUCGAGGUAGAUGAAAAAGAAGCCGAAUUGGAUAUGGGAACUCUUCGUGUAUGUUGUUCGGAUCCUCAUUUGGAGCAUCUCCUCAAAGCAUUGGCCAGCAAAAUCGCAAUUUGUGUUGACGAUCCG